Messenger RNA from Octopus sinensis (East Asian common octopus), 3902 nucleotides. Its product is annotated as zinc finger protein 470. The coding region runs from base 323 to 1873 and encodes 516 amino acids. NCBI's taxonomy places the organism in Eukaryota, Metazoa, Mollusca, Cephalopoda, Octopoda, Octopodidae. Gene Ontology annotation, molecular function: DNA-binding transcription factor activity; RNA polymerase II cis-regulatory region sequence-specific DNA binding. The transcript is spliced from 2 exons. The record is from RefSeq and is a predicted model, not a curated record. Gene Ontology annotation, biological process: regulation of transcription by RNA polymerase II.
GUUUAGGGAAUAGCUAGUGAUGGUAGAUUUUCUUUAGGUUUAGAAUGUCUGUAGACAUUGGUUAGACUAACUGAAUCCGUUACUACUUUUCUCUAUAAAUUAUUUCAUUGACUGAGUUGUGAUUUGGAUAAACUCUAAAUGUUCAGUAUGUCUAAUUUCGAAUAGCAAGUCUGCUGGGAGUGACUCGGGGCCAUUUAAUGAAUAGAUUUUAUAACUUAAAAUGACAGCAGUUCCACACAUACACAUACGAAAAAUAGUUAUCCAUUGUUUUAUUAAACCUUUGAUGCACCAAAUUUUAAAUAUUUGCUGAUAAUUCCUCAAAAUGAAGAAGCCUACCUGUGACCUUUGUGGAAAGAUGUUCUCUCGCCGAGACAACAUGGAGAGACAUCGCAUUCGUCAUCUGCGCCGUGAAGUCUUCAAAUGUGAAACAUGUGGCAGAGAUUUUAGUCAGAAAUCCUAUCUGAAGUUGCAUCGUCGUCUUCAUACAGGAGAAAAACCUUUUGGGUGUAAUCUGUGUGGUCGGGCUUUCUCUCGCAAUGAUCAUUUAGUGAUCCACAUCAGAGGACAUCAAGGAAUUAAAAUGUUCAACUGCCAAAUUUGUCACAAAGCUUUUGCACGUCGGUCUUACUUAACUGUGCACCAACGUAUCCACACAAAUACUCGUCCAUAUAAAUGUCAUGUAUGUGGGUGCGCUUUCUAUCGUGGAGACCAUCUUGUUCGGCAUCAAACUAAGCAGCAUGGAGAAAUAAAGGCUCUUCCUUCUGUUGAACUUGUUACAAGCACAACUCAGCAGGUUCAUAUGCAGACUGAAAACAAUAAUAUGGAUUCUGAUAGUUUUAACAGCCAAUGUGAGACUAUUCAACAAGAGCAACAACAAACCUCUCUUGUUGACCAAACACAAAUACAAGUCGUUACAGUACAAACCACAAGUGAUAUCGAAGGAGCAGAAUUGCAGCAAGCUUUUAAAUGUACUGACAUCGCUUGCAACACCAACAAUAAUGAUGGUAUUAUUCACAAUUCGGGAGACCAGUUAGUAGCAGCUGUUACUAAUGGUAACAAGACCACUUACCAUUCUUGCAGUAUUAUCCAUCCCAACCAAAUAAUACCAACUCUCCAAAGUGCUACUAAUAUACAGCCAGGCCAGGAAAACACACAACAGCAUCAGAUAUAUCAAGCUACUGCUGACUUAAGUGGAACUGGUAUGGUUUACAAGUGUGAUUACUGUUCAAAAUGUUUCUCCCGUCAUGAAAACUUGGAGCGUCACAAAUCAACUCACCUUAAUGAGAAACUUUAUAGCUGUGACAUAUGUCAAAAGAGUUUUUCACGCAGGUCUUAUCUCAGAGUCCAUCAUCGCAUCCAUACAGGUGAGAAACCGUUUGUCUGUGACAGGUGUGGUUUUGCUUUCUCACGGAAAGACCACUUAUUAAAACACAAGAAAAAUAAUCAAGGAGAGCGUAAGCUGAGCUGUGUUCCUCCCAAGCCACUUGUUGAUCUGAAGGAAGAUAUUAUCACACCUGACGGAAACUGUCAACAGGUAGCAGUCGUUGUGCCAGCUGAUGCAUCUGCUGUGACUGAUGCUGAAGGCAAUUUAAUUGUUACUCAUGCCCCUGGUACAGAUCCAGCUGAUGUGGCCAGAACUAUUGCCAUGUAUCAACAAGAAGCUACUGUCAAUCAGACAGACAGCACUGGCACAAACCAAAUCUAUCCAAUGCUGUCAACAUUUCCCACAACUAUUGAAAUCUCACAAUCAACAGCUCAAAUAUUCCCAACUAUUCAGAUGUACCCGGCUGCCACACAGCUCAAUGUACCUCUUCAUGCAAAUGUCUCUCAUGAAAUUAUUAUUCCAACUUCGCAGAUUACACAGAGCAAAUAAAAUCCUGAAAAUAUCCUUUUUCAAUAUCUAUGUAUCAUGUACUUGAUUGCAUUUUUACUAAAGCACACACACACACACACACACAAACACGAAUAUUUACACACACACACACACAGACACAUUAUUUUUUGAAACUUGCUUAACUAACAAGUUGUAUAUACAAGGCUUAUUAGCCUUAGUUUCUUCUUCAAUAUUUUAGUUGUUUACUAUACUGUGACUAAUUAGCAUUUUUUGAAGAGGUCAUUAUGUAGAAUGUGAUCUUGUCUUUGAAUACUUUUUACGCAGAGGGACAUGGCUAAAUAAUUACAAAUAGACUGAUAUUUUCCAAAUUUCACACAAUUUGCCAGCAUACAUCACCCCCUGCACACACUUACUGUGUACAUAAAAAAAGUGUAUAGUACUUAGUGUAUAUACAAAGAAGUUUUAUGCUCCAAACAACUAUUUGCUUUUUAAAUAAAUUAUUAACUUUUAUUGAAAAUCAUAAGAAAUUUAACUCAAAAUAAAUCUUGAAUUUAACAACAGUUUCCUUAGAAAACAGUUACUGAAUAAUUUUUGAUUUAAUUUCUCUAAUAUGGUCAGCCUUCCGUUUAAAUACCAAGUUUUUUUUUGCUGUUUUUCUUAGUUAAUAGAGUUGUCUGAAGAGAAAUGUAAAUCUUUAUAAAGAUUUACAAAUCUUCAAAUAUAUCAUCUGAAAGAGAAAAGUACAAAAUGUUGCGAACAGUGUUCUAAAAUUGUAACAUUAGGUAAUCAAAGUCCAAACAUAUUUAUUUUUUCUGUCUUUAAAUUUUUCUUCUUUUUCUGUUACUUUUGUGAGUGUUAAUUUUUUCUCCCACUUCUUAGAGAAACUUCUUUUUAUCCAGCUAAUUCGUUAUGUAUUUUAAUUAUUUGGUAAAGAUUGCACUAUUUAUCUUGUUAUAAAUCAAUCUUUUCACAUGGAGAAAACAUUUAAGGUAACUUAUCACUUGUUUUCAGAUAAAUCUGCAUUGGAAAUGGAAAAUUGAAUAUUGAAACAUUGAUUAUGUUACUUUGAUAAAACAUAUAUCAUCAUGGUAACACAUUCUUUGAAUUUGAUUCAAUUAGCUGUUAUGUCUAUUUUAAAAAAUUAUAUAAUUAUUAUAGGCAUUUUAUAUCUUCAGAUGGUCAAAUGUGUGGAGCAAUGUUUUCAAUAAUUUCUCUGUAGAGAGAAAAAGCUUCCUAUAACUCUUGAAAAGCUGUUUAUGUCGAUAGACAAAAACAUGCUAUGGAAGUGUAACAUUAAAAAUAAUUAAGCAUUUCAAUAGCUUAAUUUUUAGUCAAAAUAUCUUUAAAAUAAAUGUCUCCAGAAUAGGAAUGCUUGAUUGAAAUGCCAGACUGCAUAAUGUAUAUCGAGUUACCUCUAAAUAUUUGUUUAGCUGCCUCAAGACCACAGAUCUGCUUGACACUGUAACUUCAAUAAUUGAAGUAUUUCCUAUCUUAAAAGAGAACAUCUGACACAGACAUUCAUAUAAUAUUUAUCUCUCUGCUAAAGGUUUAUCUUGUGAUAGGAAAAAAAACAUCUGAUUUUUGUGAAUAAUUUGCCAUUUGAAUUCCUUUCAGGAAAAUUGUGCUGUUUCAAGAAUAACAAUCUUAAUUUAUUUCUUAUUUUCUGCUAUUUCUAAUUAAUUUUUAAAUUUUAAUGUGGAAAUAGAACUAAUUUUCAAUACAAUAUUAUCAGCACAACGGAGUGUUUAGAAAACAAACAAAUGAAUUUGAAAUGUGUUCUAUUUGUUAAGAAAUUCUUUCAACAAUAGGUAAUGAAAUGUAAAUUUAAUUUCAUUAUUACAUUCCUGCUGAAAGUGUUAUGAUUUUUUUUCUAGCACAAGCCAAUCUAACUAUUUUCUUCCAGCCCUAUCUCUUUAUUGUAUAGUCCAAAUUUUAGGCUACUUAAGUGUUUUCUGUAUUAUGCUCAACAGAUGUCAAAUCACAGUGUUAUUGACAUAAACUGAAAUAUUCGUUAAGUGCACUUUUAUUGUUUGUGCAGUUAAUAAAAAUUCAUGAAACAAAUGCUAAA